AUGAAAGCAUUGAAAAAUAUGCAAACUUUCAAAGACGAUUCCAACAUUCUUAAAGUUAGAACUAAGCUCAUACUGGGACAUGAAGAAGAGAAUUUUAAGUGCCCAAUAUUGUUGCCGGGUAACCAUGAAAUAAUUCGUCGAUUGAUACAUCUGAAACAUUGUGAGUUGCAACAUGCCGGUCUUCGAACUCUCAUUUCCAAUUUGAGGGAAAAUUACUGGAUUAUUUCUGUCAAUAAAAUAGCAAAACGAGUAAGCUCUCAUUGUAUUACUUGCAAAAGCUUUAAAGCCAAACCUACGGAGCCACCUUUAGCACCUCUUACUAAAGAUAGAAUAAAAGUUGCUGCAGCAUUUGAAGUCACAGGGAUUGAUUUGACAGGCCCAUUGUUUUUGAGUUCUGGAGAAAAGACAUGGAUUGUCCUUUUUACAUGUUCUAUUUAUAGGGCUGUUCAUCUUGAGUUAGUCAAUUCCUUGUCCACGGAAGCCUUUAUAAUGGCUUUAAGAAGAUUUUUGGCUAGGAGAGGUCGAGUUAACAUGAUCUACACUGAUAACGGCACCAACUUCGUUGGUUCAAGUAAUGCUUUGAAAAAUAAAGAUUGUGAGAAGAUCAUGUCGUUUUCCACUAUCAAGUAA
Argiope bruennichi is the source of this 630-nucleotide messenger RNA. RefSeq lists its product as uncharacterized. The record is from RefSeq and is a predicted model, not a curated record. Gene Ontology annotation, molecular function: nucleic acid binding. The transcript has a single exon. Lineage: Eukaryota; Metazoa; Arthropoda; Arachnida; Araneae; Araneidae. Bases 1 to 630 code for a protein of 209 amino acids.